Molecule: messenger RNA, 1041 nt
Organism: Chaetomium fimeti
Lineage: Eukaryota; Fungi; Ascomycota; Sordariomycetes; Sordariales; Chaetomiaceae
Exons: 3
Coding region: 36-620 (194 amino acids)
Cellular component (GO): cytoplasm
Molecular function (GO): poly(A) binding
Source: RefSeq, a predicted model, not a curated record
UAAAGCCCAUCCACCCACCCCGAACCGAAUCCAAGAUGAGCUCACCUAGAGACGAGGAGAAGCCGCACGAUGAAACGCGGGACCACGCCGAUGGCGACAACGAUGAGGAAGAGAUUUCGGCGAUGAAGCAGCGUGUCGCCGAGAUGGAGGCCGAGGCGGCGAAGCUCCGGGAGAUGCAGGCGUCGCUCGACCAGGCGCGCCAGGACCUGAGUGAGGACAAGGAGGACAUCGACAACCGGAGUAUAUUCGUCGGCAACGUCGACUACUCCACGUCGCCCGAGGAGCUCCAGGCGCACUUCCAGAGCUGCGGGUCUAUCAACCGCGUCACGAUUUUGCUUGAUAAGUUCACGGGCCAGCCCAAAGGAUAUGCUUAUGUAGAGUUCAGCGAACCCAACCUCGUCGCGCAGGCUCUUGUUCUCAACGACAGUGUCUUUAAGGGAAGAAAUAUCAAGGUGGAGCCUAAACGGACAAAUAUCCCAGGCAUGUCGCGUGGACGCGGUAGGGGCGGUCUCCGUGGCGGCGGCCGUGGCUCUUUUGGCGGCAGGGGUGGUGGCGGGUACACGAGAGGAGGAUACCGCGGGGGGUACCGGGGCCGCGGCCGCGGAUUCACACCCUAUUAGCCCCGGGGCACGCCGGGCAUAGGGCAGGUUCGGGUGCAGCUUUCCGAGUUGCACGAUAAGAGCCGGGAAGAGCUGUUUUUUUUUCUUGACUUCGACUACGGGUUUAAUCUGCUUUUGUUUGCUUCGGCAAGGCGUCAUGGGAUUGGGCAAAAGAACGGAAGGUACGCUCAGCGCAUUUUCGAGUCAUCAUCGGCAUUCAAUCGUGAGGUGUCUCCGAGAGCCCAUACAGAGAGGGUGUGCCGGGAUACGGGGUUCGGCAUCUUGUCACUAAGCCCCAGUAAAAAAACGGUCGGCUUCGCCCAAGGUUGGCUGGGGGGAGGAUCGUUAUGUCAGAAACAUAUGCUCGGGGCUCUUCAUCUAGUUAGCUCGACGAACCACAGACGGAGUGCCACACACAAACCAACCACACCCAGUUCGGCGA